Morus notabilis is the source of this 1003-nucleotide messenger RNA. Its product is annotated as U3 small nucleolar ribonucleoprotein protein IMP3. The transcript has 4 exons. Gene Ontology annotation, molecular function: structural constituent of ribosome; rRNA binding; snoRNA binding. The record is from RefSeq and is a predicted model, not a curated record. Gene Ontology annotation, cellular component: small-subunit processome; small ribosomal subunit; Mpp10 complex. Gene Ontology annotation, biological process: rRNA processing. The coding region runs from base 90 to 638 and encodes 182 amino acids. Lineage: Eukaryota; Viridiplantae; Streptophyta; Magnoliopsida; Rosales; Moraceae.
GGUUUUAGCACUUUUCCAAUUCCCAAUUCAAGUUUCCUAAUUUCUUCUUCGAGGGUUUUUCUUUUAGCUCCGUACUAUCAUCAUCAGCCAUGAGGAAGCUCAAGUAUCACGAGAAGAAGCUGUUGAAGAAAGUCAACUUCUUGGAAUGGAAGAGGGACGGAGGUCACAGAGAAGCCCGGGUUAUGCAGCGAUAUCAUGUCACCGGUCGCGACGAUUACAAGAAAUAUUCGGGUUUGUGUCGAAUGGUGCAUAGGCUGGUGAACAUUUUGAUGAAGAUGGAUGGGAAGGACCCUUUUCGUAUUGAAAUGACCGACACGCUUUUGGAAAAAUUGUACAAUAUUGGUGUGAUACCAUCUAAACAAAGCUUGGUUUUAUGUGAGCGAUUAACGGUCUCUGCUCUCUGCAGACGCAGGCUUUCAACCAUUAUGGUGCGCUUGAAGUUUGCCGAGCACUUGAAAGAGGCCGUCACAUACAUUGAGCAGGGACACGUACGAGUUGGUCCGGACACAGUUACCGACCCAGCAUUCCUUGUGACAAGGAAUAUGGAAGACUUCAUUACAUGGGUAGAUUCCUCAAAGAUAAAGAGAAAGGUGCUUGAAUACAACGAUCAGUUGGAUGAUUACGAUGCAAUGAACUGAGAGAGCCAGAAAGGCGCUUGGGGGCUGAAAUAAAUUAUUCAACAUUCGUUAUCAUUCAUAUCAAGAUGUUGUAGUUUUUUGCUCGACUAGGGAAAAGAAGAAGAAGCCCAUAAAACUGUUUACUCUGAAAUGUCUUAUGAUCACAUCAAUGGUCGCCUUAGUUGUCUUCUAUAAGGGGUCCACCUGGUUGACAUAACUCAGGAGAACUAUAUUGCAGUUCUUUGGGUUUAUUAUAUUUGUCGUUUUUUUUGAGAAAUUAUUGCAACUAAAAUUUUCUAUUCCUGAAUUCACUCUUUUGGGGAAGAAGUCUAUCAUUAUAUUUGAACUGAUAAGUGGUCAUCAACGGUAACCCAAAAUUUAUUUUC